AUGAAGUGGAUCUGGAACAACACAACACGUAUCGCAUUCGGAGAACACUGCGUCGUCGAACACCUGAAAGACUUCGUCAAACCUCAUUCGCGCGUCCUCGUUACAUUCGGAGGAGGCUCAAUCGACAAGAACGGUGCUCGCACAGAUGUCACAAAAGCACUCGCAGACCUUGAGUGCGAGACAGCUUGGGAGGGCGGAAUCCCACCUAACCCAGAGAUCAACAGACUCUUGGAGAUCUCUAACUCCGCGAAGAACUUCAAACCAGACUUGCUCCUCGCAGUCGGAGGCGGCUCUGUCAUCGACGCAACAAAGUUCAUCGCAGCAGCAAUGAACAUCGACGAUUCUGUCGACCCUUGGGACAUCGUCUCGAAGGGCUUCUUGCCAGAGAAGAUCACACCAAUCGGAGCAGUCCUCACAAUACCAGCGACAGGCUCUGAGUGGAAUGACGGAGCUGUCAUCUCGAGGAGGAGCACACAUGAGAAACUAGUCAUGUACUCAAUAUACCCAACAUUCUCGAUGCUCGAUCCGAUAUACACAAUGACAAUACCAAUAAGACAGCUCAGGAAUGGUCUCUACGAUGCAAUGACACAUUGCAUAGAUCAAGUUAUCACACCACACGUUCUCCCGAUGAUGGACAACUUCUUCUUCUCAGUCAUGAGAGAGCUCGUCGACAUCUCAGGACCACUCCUCUCCAAGGACAAGUCUUCGCUCGAAAUCCACGAGAGGCUCAUCCAAGUGUGCAGCUUCGCUAUGAACUACAUCUUCGGACUUGGAAAGGACAAGUGCUUCGGCAUACUACAAUCGGACAUAUGCUGA
This is a messenger RNA of Trichomonas vaginalis G3, 816 nucleotides long. Its product is annotated as iron-containing alcohol dehydrogenase family. Gene Ontology annotation, molecular function: metal ion binding; butanol dehydrogenase (NAD+) activity. The transcript has a single exon. The record is from RefSeq and is a predicted model, not a curated record. Bases 1 to 816 code for a protein of 271 amino acids. NCBI's taxonomy places the organism in Eukaryota, Parabasalia, Trichomonadida, Trichomonadidae.